Molecule: messenger RNA, 765 nt
Organism: Aspergillus pseudonomiae
Lineage: Eukaryota; Fungi; Ascomycota; Eurotiomycetes; Eurotiales; Aspergillaceae
Exons: 1
Coding region: 116-643 (175 amino acids)
Source: RefSeq, a predicted model, not a curated record
GCAAAUAGUGGGUCCAUGUAUGCCUGUAUUGCUGUUUUCCCAUUUCAUGCCGCUCUUCAUUAAUGGAUCCUAUUCGUUGGCUUACUGAUUUAGGGCAUUGCUUAACCUACAUUCCAUGCAUCUUGUGCGAGUGCGCAAUCUAGCCUUGGUUGGGUUAGCUCAGCUGCAUCGCGAAAGAGUGUGGAAGCCGACGUGGGUUGAAGCAAGGAUGGAGUGUGGGUUAUGCGAUGGGCGGCGCUUGUCCAGAGCGACUGCUGCUAUACAGAGCCUCGUCCACCCGCGUCUCGAAAGUCCUACUACGCCCAAGUUGCAAAGCAAGAUAGUGGAUGAUAAUCAAAUGUUCAGAGUGAUGCUCCACUAUGUCGUUGUAAGUGCGGUAAUAUCCAACAUUUAUUCUACCUGCCAGGCAAGCUCGUCACCACCCAGUGAGUCUCAGGUAUCUCCCCCGAGAGACAAUCAGUGGGCGAACGACAAUGCGAAAGUGAAACAAAUGAUUCUUUGUUUCACGUUAAAUACAUUAGAAAACAAAACUUCCAUUGUGAAGUCCAUUCGUAACAACGCAGCGACCGAUAAAGCAAUCUUGGAUGGUUCCGUGUCCUCUAUGAAUUUACCCGGCAAGGAUCGUCUCGUCCUAGGAUCUUAGCAUAAUCCAUAAUUCGAAUGAAGGAGCUUAGCAUCCAGCAGUCGCUAUAGCCCAGUGCCUUCUUGUAACUUCCGUAAUCAAGCCGCUGUCGGUUGAGCUUGAUCGAAAGAUGGCGGUUAACC